ACCUAACAGUCUGAUAAUGAGCGGCAGAGGAAAGGGCGGGAAAGGACUCGGUAAAGGAGGCGCUAAGCGUCACCGUAAAGUUCUCCGUGAUAACAUCCAGGGAAUCACCAAACCCGCCAUCCGUCGUCUGGCUCGCCGCGGCGGAGUGAAGCGUAUCUCCGGUCUGAUCUACGAGGAGACCCGCGGUGUGCUGAAGGUGUUCCUGGAGAACGUGAUCCGUGACGCCGUCACCUACACCGAGCACGCCAAGAGGAAGACGGUGACCGCCAUGGAUGUGGUGUACGCCCUGAAGAGACAGGGCCGCACCCUGUACGGGUUCGGAGGCUGAACACCGGGACUCCACCUCACAAACAACGGCUCUUUUAAGAGCCACUCACUCCGUCUAAGAA
Anoplopoma fimbria (sablefish) is the source of this 389-nucleotide messenger RNA. Its product is annotated as histone H4. The transcript has a single exon. Gene Ontology annotation, cellular component: nucleosome. Gene Ontology annotation, molecular function: DNA binding; protein heterodimerization activity; structural constituent of chromatin. Gene Ontology annotation, biological process: nucleosome assembly. Lineage: Eukaryota; Metazoa; Chordata; Actinopteri; Perciformes; Anoplopomatidae. The record is from RefSeq and is a predicted model, not a curated record. Bases 17 to 328 code for a protein of 103 amino acids.